Molecule: messenger RNA, 996 nt
Organism: Poecilia reticulata (guppy)
Lineage: Eukaryota; Metazoa; Chordata; Actinopteri; Cyprinodontiformes; Poeciliidae
Product: GTPase IMAP family member 9-like
Molecular function (GO): GTP binding
Source: RefSeq, a predicted model, not a curated record
AUGAUUCUAAUUCAGAUUCACACUUUCUUCUUUACAGGAACAAACAUUAUAAACAACGAUGAGUUGAGGAUUGUGAUGUUGGGGAAGACUGGGAAGGGAAAGAGCGCUUCUGGAAACACCAUCCUGUGUCGACCGUGCUUUCAGUCCAAAUGCAGUGCCACUUCCCUGACUGUAAACUGCUCUAGAGGCUCCAGUAAUGUGGAUGGACAGCAGGUUGCUGUCAUUGAUACUCCAGGUCUGUUUGACACCAGAUUUGGAGAAGAUAAAACCAUCAAAGAUCUGAGUCAGUGCAUCUGUUACGCUUCUCCUGGGCCCCACAUCUUCCUGGUGGUCGUUGCAAUCGGCAGAUUCACAGAAGAGGAACAACGGUCAAUGCAAAUGAUUCAAAAAAUCUUUGGAGAGGCAGCAGACAAAUACAGCAUGGUUCUGUUUACCCAUGGAGACGACCUUGAGGGCACCAUUAAAUAUUAUUUGUCUGAAAGCCCAGAGCUGCAAGAUUUGGUGUCCAGAUGUAACGGCCAGUAUCAUGUCUUCAACAACAAGCUGGAAGAUAAGAAACCUCAGGUCACUGAGCUGCUGAAGAAGAUCAGAACCAUUGUUGACAGGAAUGGAGGAAGUCACUACACCAAUGAGAUGUUCCAAGAGGCUGAGAGGAAAAUCGAAGAGGAGAAACAACGCAUCAUGAAGGAGAAGGAAGAGAAAAUCCGUAAAGAGAAAGAAGAACUGGAGAGAAAAAUAAGAGAAAAGUAUGAGGAAGAGAUGCAAAAAAUACAGGCUGAGAGUGAGAGACAGCUUGAAACCUUAAAAAAACAACUGAAUGAAAAGCUGGAGAGAGAAAUUCGAGCAGAAAAAUCCAGGCUGCAGUCUAAGUUUGAAUCUGAGGUCAGAGAUCUAGCUGUGCGAAAUAAUAUUCUCUAUUCUAUGAUUAAAACUGGAGAACACAUUAUUGGAGCUUUUAAAAACCUUGUUAAUAUUUUUGAAAGCUUGGAUAAAUAG